Tripterygium wilfordii is the source of this 1229-nucleotide messenger RNA. RefSeq names its product bidirectional sugar transporter N3. Gene Ontology annotation, molecular function: sugar transmembrane transporter activity. Gene Ontology annotation, cellular component: membrane. Gene Ontology annotation, biological process: carbohydrate transport. Bases 173 to 1081 code for a protein of 302 amino acids. The record is from RefSeq and is a predicted model, not a curated record. The transcript is spliced from 6 exons. NCBI's taxonomy places the organism in Eukaryota, Viridiplantae, Streptophyta, Magnoliopsida, Celastrales, Celastraceae.
AUUAGCCUUGCCUAGCUUGCAUGAGCUUUGGGGAAGGGCUUCUUUUUUUUUUCUUUCUUGAGAGAGAUUGAGAUAGAGAGGGAGCUACGAGAGUUCCCUUGAAAUACCCUUCUUUUCUUCUUCCUGUCUCUUUUCUUUGUCACUUAGAGAGUUUAAUUUUGUUGAAGAAGAUAUGGGUCUUAUGAACUCUCAUCAUCCAUUGGCAUUCACAUUUGGAAUUCUAGGUAACAUUGCCUCAGUCUUGGUGUACCUGGCUCCACUGACAACAUUCCACAGAAUUUACAAGAAAAAAUCAACUCAAGGCUUUGACUCUCUGCCUUACCUAGUAGCUCUAUUUAGUGCAAUGCUAUGGCUUUACUAUGCAAUGCUCAAAAAAGAUGCUUUCCUUCUCAUCACCAUCAACUCAUUUGGUUGUGUCAUUGAGACCAUUUACAUUGCCACCUUCAUGGCUUAUGCAACAAGAGACAGCAGAAUUUCCACGAUCAAAGUUCUUGCUUUUAUGAAUAUGGGGGCAUUCUCUUUGAUCAUUCUCCUUGCACAUUUUCUCUUUGGAGGUUCGACCCGCAUCGCGGUUCUUGGUUGGGUUUGUGUUGCUGUUUCUGUCAGUGUUUUCGCUUCCCCCUUGAGCGUUGUGGCACAAAUUAUAAGGACAAGGAGUGUAGAGUUCCUGCCAAUCAAUUUAACGUUCUUCCUUAUACUAACUGCAGUUGCAUGGUUCUUCUAUGGCCUAUUCAUACAUGAUCUCUGUGUUGCUCUCCCGAAUGUCAUUGGUUUCAUAUUGGGACUACUUCAGAUGCUGCUGUAUGGGAUCUACAGGAAAACUGAAAGUGUUGAAGAGGAGAAGGAAAUUCCAGAGAACUUGAAGAGUAUUGUGAUUCUUGGAGCAAUAGGGAAUUCAGAGGUCUACCCUGUGGAUGUCGAGUUAUAUAGCAAAGAGAGCGACGCGAAUGGAAACGAUGCUAAGGAAGAGAAGCAGAUUGAGGAUCAAGAAAAGAAGAAGGAAAACCAGAAUGAAAAUGUCAAGAAAGAUAAACAAACAGAGGAGCAACACAAGUGCAAGGAAGAUGAAAGCCCAGUGUGAUUUACCCAAGUCUUUUAUGGCAAAAAGUUGUAUUCUCUAGUGCCUUUCCAUGUUUUGUAUUCUGUCUCUCUGUAUUUCUGACAGUCUCUGUGUCUUUCCUCCAUCUUCUUACAUACAUGCAUGCUUAAAUAAUAUUUACUUUCACUUU